Messenger RNA from Dibothriocephalus latus, 447 nucleotides. The record is from the annotation of a GenBank genome assembly. NCBI's taxonomy places the organism in Eukaryota, Metazoa, Platyhelminthes, Cestoda, Diphyllobothriidea, Diphyllobothriidae.
AUGCCUCCUGCUGGCUACCCCUUUCUAGGGGGAAGUUUGCCGCUCACAAAGGAGGCUGAAUUGCGAUCCGAUUUCCGCGGUCGUGGUAGUGAUCCCAAGAUGCCCACCAACGCCUAUGCUCAUCUCCCGGAUCAAGAUUCGGGCAUGGGUCGUACAACAGAUGAAAGCGUCCGAACAGCCGAAAGUUCAGAACAGGGCUUCCUCGGCAGUGAUCAUGGGCCUAACGAGGACAGUGGCAGUCACUCUGGCAACCAGAAUAAGGCUAGUGUCAACAUUCAGAAGAAGGACCUCCUAGACGCGGAGUUGGUUCGACUGAGUCAUCUGAUGCAGUCCCUUGCUCUGCACUGCAGUAACUUGGCCUACGUGAAACAACUCUACUCCAAUGCCGUACAGCGUGACAUACAGGAGGCACCACUUCAAACAACCCCAUUCCCCGUUGCUUCGAGG